UAAUAAAAUGGAGAAUGAACUGCAAAAAGAAAAUCAGCUACUCUUAGAAUAAAUUAAGUCGUUAUAGGCUUAAUUGAAUAACAGAGAAUCUCAAAGAAAUGAAUAUACUAGAGUAAAUGAUUAAAGCAGCUUUUUCAACACAUUCAAAUAAUCAACACCAAGAGGUAAUAUUAGUAGAGACCAAAGCAAAAGGGAUCUUUAGGAUUUGACUGCUUAAGUGAAGAAACUUAAUGAGUACAAUUUCAAUUUAUUUCCAAAGAGAGAAAGAACAAUUAAGGAAAACAUUAAAACAUCAAAUUGAUGCUUAUGAACAAAAAGUUCUAUAAAAAGAAUUGGAAUUGAGCUAAAAAGAAAAAAUGUAUAGACAAUUAUAGAAUGACUACAAAGAAUUGCAAUAGACUCUUAUAUAAGAAUAAAAUAAGCCAGCUCCUCAGCCAGCAGCGCCAACACCUGUUCCCACAAAACCUAUUGGCGAUCAAAUACAGCAGUAUCGAGUUUAGAAGGUUGGUCUAAUGAAUCUUCCUUGUUUGGUAUAGAGUCAUGAGCAUAUGCAUAGAUCAUUAUUCGAAGGAAUAUAUUCGAAUAAUUCGUGAUAGAGAUUGAAAAUACAAAAGAUAGAGUGAGCAUCCUUGUUUAAGACAUCACAGAUUUGGUGCCUGAUAGAACUAAAGAGGAUCAUUUUUAGUUAACAUACAAAUAAUCAAAUUAAAAGAUAACAGAAGUAUAUUAAUCUUCAGAGUUUAAAUAAAUAUUGAGAGCAAUUAAGUAAUCUGAUUAAGUCUAAUUUUCAUAGAUAUCUUCAUUCUUAAUAAUAACAAACUAGGAAAUAAGAAGCUUAACCAGCAUAAUAAGAAUAACAAAGUGGCUUAAUCAAAAGUUUGAGUUCAUUUUUUAUGAAAAAAUGAC
Paramecium octaurelia is the source of this 906-nucleotide messenger RNA. The record is from the annotation of a GenBank genome assembly. Lineage: Eukaryota; Ciliophora; Oligohymenophorea; Peniculida; Parameciidae.